UCUGACGGGUGAGCGCUGUGUGGACGUUUCGCGUUGCCGCUACACCGAGGGCCAACACAGAGCGGGACAGAGACAGCCUCCAUGAGGGACCGUCUCCUGCAAGAAUAUCACAGCCUGACACACACGGAGGAAGCGGGAGGACUCGGCACAGGUCUGGAGCUUUGCAUGCGGUGAUAUUUCAUCCUGAAAUGUAGCCAGCAGCGUCAGUGCGGGUUGUUGUAAUCGCUCGGUCGCUGCAUGGCUCUGCCCGGGGAUGCCAUGAAAAUCAGAAGAGCCGACUGAGAGCGCUGCUCCUCGCUAUCACACACACGGCGGCGGCGGCGGAGGAGGAGGAGGAGGAGGAGGAGGUGGAGGAGGAGGAGGUGGUGAGCGAUGGAUACUGGUGGAAAGAUCCACAUUAGGUAGCGUCCACGAAGAUCCGAGGGGAGCUGAACGUCUCUGCUGCACAGUCAAGUCGACGCCGGAGCUGUCUGAAGGAUGGAUUUCACCCUGCUCCGGAACAUCAUCAGCAGAUACUGUGUGGGGGAGGAGAUCUGGGUGGACAGUCGGACGGUGUACAUCGGGCAUAAAGAACCUCCUCCGGGAGCUGAGGCCUACAUCCCUCAGCGUUACCCCGACAACCGCAUCGUCUCCUCCAAGUACACCUUCUGGAACUUCAUACCCAAGAAUUUGUUUGAGCAGUUCAGAAGAAUCGCUAACUUCUACUUCUUGGUUAUUUUUCUGGUCCAGCUUAUCAUCGACACCCCCACCAGCCCAGUCACCAGCGGCCUGCCCCUCUUCUUUGUUAUCACUGUCACCGCAAUAAAACAGGGCUAUGAGGACUGGCUCCGACACAAGGCUGACUGCUCUAUAAACGAGUGUCCGGUGGAUGUGGUGCAGCAGGGGAAGGUGGUGAGGACACAGAGUCACAAGCUGCGGGUGGGGGACAUUGUCGUGGUAAAGGAGGACGAGACUUUCCCCUGUGACCUCAUCCUGCUCUCCUCCAGCCGCGAUGAUGGGACGUGUUAUGUCACCACCACCAGCCUGGACGGGGAGUCCAGCCACAAGACCUAUUAUGCUGUACAAGAUACCAUGGCCUUUAGAACAGAGCGGGAGGUGGAUUCGCUACAUGCCACUAUUGAAUGUGAACAACCGCAGCCUGACCUCUACAAAUUUGUGGGACGCAUCAAUAUUUACAAGGACAAAGAAGAGCCUGUGGCGAGACCACUCGGGGCUGAGAAUUUGCUCCUUAGAGGAGCCACACUGAAGAACACACAACGUAUUUAUGCUGUUGCAGUCUACACUGGCAUGGAGACUAAGAUGGCGCUUAAUUACCAGUCUAAAUCUCAGAAGCGCUCCGCUGUAGAAAAGUCGAUGAACGCCUUCCUGAUCGUGUAUCUGUGCAUCCUGAUCAGUAAAGCGGUGAUCAACACGGUUCUGAAAUACGCCUGGCAGUGGUCUCCGGACCGAGAUGAGCCCUGGUACAACCACAGGACUGAGAACGAACGCCAGCGCCACGUGGUGAUCCGAGCAUUCACAGACUUCCUGGCCUUCAUGGUCUUAUUUAAUUACAUCAUCCCAGUGUCUAUGUACGUGACAGUGGAGAUGCAGAAAUUCCUGGGCUCAUAUUUCAUCACCUGGGAUGAAGAAAUGUUCGACGAAGAGCUGGGAGAAGGAGCUCAGGUCAACACCUCUGACCUGAACGAGGAGCUGGGGCAGGUGGAGUAUGUGUUUACAGAUAAGACAGGCACACUCACUGAGAACAACAUGGAGUUUAUUGAAUGCUGCGUCGAUGGGAACGUCUACAUCCCGCAUGCCAUCUGCAACGGCCAAAUCCUCAGCGCUGCCUCCAGUAUAGACAUGAUUGACUCCUCACCUGGAGGAUACAGGAGAGAACACGAGGAUCUGUUCUUCCGGGCGCUGUGUCUGUGUCACACGGUGCAGGUGAAGGAGGAGGAGACAGUGGACGGCAUCAAGAGAGGCAUCCACCAGGGCAGGCCCACCUCCUUCUACAUCUCCUCUUCACCGGAUGAGGUGGCUUUGGUGGAGGGAAUGAAAAGGCUGGGCUACACCUAUCUGAGACUGAAAGACAACUAUAUGGAGAUCCUCAACAAAGACGAUGAGAUUGAAAGGUUCGAGCUGCUCCAUGUACUGAACUUUGACUCCGUCAGGAGGAGAAUGAGCGUCAUCGUCAAGUCAAGCUCAGGAGAAUACCUGCUGUUCUGUAAGGGGGCAGACUCGUCCAUUUUUCCUCGGGUCGUGUCUGGGAAGGUGGAGCAGGUGAAGGCCAGGGUGGAGCAGAACGCUGUCGAGGGGCUGCGGACUCUGUGUGUCGCUUACCGAAGGCUGUCAGAGUCCGAAUACCAGGAGGCACGUCAUCACCUGAACGAAGCCAAGUUGGCCCUGCAGGACAGGGAGCAGAGGCUGGCGCAGGCCUAUGACAUCAUCGAGAGGGACUUUGUGCUUCUGGGUGCUACGGCAGUGGAGGACAGGCUCCAGGAAAAGGCUGCAGACACCAUCGAGUCACUGCACAAGGCUGGGAUGAAAGUUUGGGUCCUGACGGGGGACAAGAUGGAGACGGCGGCGGCUACCUGCUACGCCAGCAAGCUGUUCCGACGCAGCACGCAGAUCCUGGAGCUGACCAAGAAACGCACGGAGGAGCAGAGUCUGCACGAUGUUCUGUUCGAACUGAACAGGACGGUUCUCAGACAACGCUCGAUAUCUGGGUUGUCAGUUGAUUGCCUCGACUUUGGUCUGAUCAUCGACGGGGCCACUCUGUCUGCAAUACUAAAGCCCAACCAGGAGGGAGUCAGUUCUGGCAACUACAGAGAGAUCUUCCUGGAGAUCUGUCGCAACUGUAGCGCCGUGCUCUGCUGUCGCAUGGCACCACUGCAGAAAGCUCAGAUUGUGAAGCUAAUCAAAGCCUCCAAGGAGCACCCCAUUACCCUCGCCAUCGGCGACGGGGCCAACGAUGUCAGCAUGAUCCUGGAAGCGCACGUGGGCAUAGGCAUCAUGGGUAAAGAGGGCCGACAGGCAGCCAGGAACAGUGACUACGCCAUCCCGAAGUUCAAACACCUGAAGAAGAUGCUUCUGGUUCAUGGUCACUACUACUACAUCCGAAUCGCUGAACUUGUUCAGUACUUCUUCUACAAGAAUGUAUGCUUCAUCUUCCCUCAGUUCCUGUACCAGUUCUUCUGUGGGUUCUCCCAGCAGCCUCUGUACGACACCGCCUAUUUGACGUUGUACAACAUCAGCUUCACCUCACUCCCCAUCCUCCUCUACAGCCUGGUUGAGCAGCACGUCACCAUGGAGACGCUCAAAAGGGAGCCCUCCCUGUACAGGGACAUAGCGAAGAACUCCCUCCUCCGCUGGCCGGUCUUUCUGUACUGGACGUGCCUGGGUGUGUUUGACGCUGUUAUCUUCUUCUUUGGUGCCUACUUCCUGUUUGACAACACCACCUUCACCAGCAAUGGCCAGCUUAUGACCACCAACACACAGAUGAUGUUUGGGAACUGGACAUUUGGGACCCUCGUCUUUACUGUGCUGGUGUUCACCGUUACUCUCAAGCUUGCCUUGGACACACACCACUGGACCUGGAUCAAUCACUUUGUCAUCUGGGGGUCACUACUUUUCUACGUUAUUUUCUCUCUUCUCUGGGGAGGCAUCAUUUGGCCCUUCCUGAACUACCAGAGGAUGUACUACGUGUUCAUGCAAAUGCUGUCUAGCGGUCCGGCCUGGCUCAGCAUCAUCCUGCUCAUUACGGUCAGCUUGCUGCCAGAUGUCAUCAAGAAGGUCCUCUGCAGGGCCCUGUGUCCCACAGCCACCGAACGUGCACAGAAGGUAAGGACAGCGGGGGCCCUGGAGGGCCGUGUGGCUCCUGCUGGUGGAGGGGGAAGCAAUGAGAGGAACCCGCUCCACCCUGAUAGGACCCGUGAGGGAGACAGUGGAGAAAAAGCUGCUAGGACCUAUGACUCCAUGAUGUCACACAGCCACAGCACCCCCCUCAGCAAACCCUAGAGCACACCCCCGUAGGUGGGCUAGGGUCACCAUGGUUCACAAGAAGCUGUCGCGGGGUGGCGUGGCCGAGUCGACUCCACUGUCUUCUCGUCGGUCCUACAAAGGCACGAGCGCAGGCUCCUCUCACCUCCACCUCGGCG
This is a messenger RNA of Epinephelus lanceolatus (giant grouper), 4136 nucleotides long. Its product is annotated as phospholipid-transporting ATPase IH-like. Gene Ontology annotation, molecular function: ATP binding; ATP hydrolysis activity; magnesium ion binding. The record is from RefSeq and is a predicted model, not a curated record. Gene Ontology annotation, biological process: phospholipid translocation. NCBI's taxonomy places the organism in Eukaryota, Metazoa, Chordata, Actinopteri, Perciformes, Serranidae. Gene Ontology annotation, cellular component: plasma membrane; recycling endosome; endoplasmic reticulum.